AUGGCUUACCGACAGGCGAUGCUUCAUGGUGGCCAGGGAGAGAUACCAGGCCCAUAUCUUGCUCUUGCCAAGGAUUCAGCCCAGAGGUCAGAAUGCGACAACCAUAGAGCGUUCAACCAGGCCAACACAUCUCAGCGAAAGCUGGAAGCCACAGGAAUUGGGGGCCCAAAUAGAUGGGGAGAUAAUGGAGACUGGGCAAAUCUCAACAUAAUCUCUCCAUCAGCCCAGGGCAUGUCAACUCCCCACCAACAGGAAUGCCUUGACUAUCAGAUGAAUGACUGCAAUUUCAUGAAGAUGAUUCACAUGGGGUUGUUCUUGAGCCGGAAAUACAAAGAGGCCAAACAAGGCCUGGCCAAAAGCAGUCAGGCAUUUGAUGCACUGAACAAUGCGGCAGAGCCUGAAAUGGUCAACCGAUGGCAGGCUCAAGAGAGAGAAGCCCAAUCUCUCCAAAUAGAUGGCCCAUCUGCCCUUGAUAUAUAUGAUGUCUGGAUGCAAAAGGGUGGGUGUUGGAUGUUUCGGAAAAUCGUGGCUGGUGUGUUGAUGAACUAUGCCUGCAGCAUGAUCUAA
Messenger RNA from Suillus subalutaceus, 567 nucleotides. RefSeq lists its product as uncharacterized. The record is from RefSeq and is a predicted model, not a curated record. Lineage: Eukaryota; Fungi; Basidiomycota; Agaricomycetes; Boletales; Suillaceae. The transcript has 3 exons. Bases 1 to 567 code for a protein of 188 amino acids.